Messenger RNA from Python bivittatus (Burmese python), 5528 nucleotides. It is a transcript of the gene SLC38A2, whose product is annotated as solute carrier family 38 member 2. Gene Ontology annotation, cellular component: plasma membrane. Gene Ontology annotation, biological process: amino acid transmembrane transport; L-glutamine transport. Lineage: Eukaryota; Metazoa; Chordata; Lepidosauria; Squamata; Pythonidae. Gene Ontology annotation, molecular function: L-glutamine transmembrane transporter activity. The record is from RefSeq and is a predicted model, not a curated record.
UCGUACUGGUCCUUCGGACUGUCAGUAUUUAAGGAUUUUUGCUUCGUUUAAAGAGAGAAAUCUGCCGAAGAAAGAAGCUUGGGAUCAUUUGGAGUUUUAAGCUUUGUAGAUUUGAGGCGAGGCAGGACCCGCGGCCGCCAAGGACAAAAGAUCACGAGGACCCCGGGCGGCCGCUCCCGACCCAAAUAAAUAAUUCCUGGGCCUCACUGACCCGCUCCCUAAGAAGCACCCUGGAUUCCAGCAUGAGCAAAGCUGAAAUGGGCAAACUCAACAGCACCCGCGAGGAGGACAGCAGCAGCUACAGCUCGAACAGCAACGACUUCAGCUAUCACUACCCCACCAAAUCAGCUGCUAUGAAAAGCCAUUACGUAGAUAUGGAUCCAGAAAACCAAAACUUUUUACUUGAAUCCAAUCCAGGGAAGAAGAAAUAUGAAACUGAAUAUCAUCCGGGUACAACUUCCUUUGGAAUGUCAGUAUUUAAUCUGAGCAAUGCAAUUGUGGGCAGUGGUAUCCUUGGACUUUCUUAUGCCAUGGCAAACACAGGGAUUGCUCUCUUUGUAAUUCUCUUAGUCUUCGUGUCAAUAUUUUCUCUGUAUUCCGUUCACCUUCUCUUGAAGACUUCCAAUGAAGGAGGAUCUCUAUUAUAUGAACAACUGGGAAUGAAAGCAUUUGGCAUGCCUGGAAAACUUGCAGCAUCUGGAUCAAUUACAAUGCAGAACAUUGGAGCUAUGUCAAGCUACCUCUACAUAGUGAAAUAUGAGUUACCAUUGGUCAUCAAGGCAUUUAUGAACAUUGAAGAGCAUUCAGGAGAAUGGUAUUGGUAUACCAAUGGCGAUUAUUUGGUUGUAUUAGUAUCCUUGGGGCUCAUUCUUCCUUUGUCACUGUUGAAAAAUUUAGGUUAUCUGGGCUACACCAGUGGAUUUUCCUUGUUGUGCAUGGUCUUCUUCCUUAUUGUGGUCAUUUGCAAGAAAUUUCAAAUUCCUUGUGGAGUGGAACAUGAUAUAAUUAAUGCAACUCUGAACAUUACCAUAGAACAACUGAUGAUUGCAAAUGAAACAAAUGUUAAUGCAACUUAUGAUUCCUGUGAACCAAAAUAUUUUAUCUUCAACUCAAAGACUGUGUAUGCUGUACCAAUCCUAACAUUUUCCUUUGUCUGCCAUCCUGCUAUUCUCCCUAUUUAUGAAGAACUGAAAGGCCGAACCCGCAGAAGAAUGAUGAAAGUAUCCAAUGUUUCAUUUUUUGCCAUGUUCCUCAUGUACCUUUUGGCUGCUGUCUUUGGAUACCUGACAUUUUAUGGAAAUGUUGAAGCCGAGUUGCUUCAUACAUACUCAGCAGUGCUUGGGGCUGAUAAUCUCCUUCUGAUUGUGCGCUUGGCAGUCCUGAUGGCAGUCGUUCUUACUGUUCCAGUUGUGAUUUUUCCAAUUCGCAGUUCCAUCACACAAUUGCUCUGUGCAGACAAAGAAUUUAGUUGGUUGCGUCAUUGUGCUAUUACAGGAGCUAUUUUGGUAUUCACCAAUAUUCUCGUCAUUUUUGUUCCCACAAUUCGAGACAUAUUUGGAUUCAUUGGUUCCUCUGCUGCUGCCAUGCUAAUCUUUAUACUCCCAUCAGCUUUCUACAUUAAGCUUGUGAAAAAAGAACCAAUGCGAUCUGUACAAAAAAUUGGGGCUCUCCUGUUCCUGGUAAGCGGUGUAAUUGUGAUGAUUGGAAGUAUGACCUUAAUCAUUGUGGAUUGGAUCAACAAUUAACCUACCUGCUUUAUACACAAGUCUUCAUCCUACCACCUUCUGGGAGAAAAAAGUCUGCCUAUGUUUGCAGUUCUGCUUCCUUUGAUGGUGGUUCUUCUAACUGUAGAAGAGAUGAACUUUAAAGAAAGGAAAGCAGAAGAAACUAUUCUACGCAAUGAGAAUAGAUACUAAUAUCAAGCCAGCUGAAUCUUUGGCUGAGUGAAGUGACUUUUUUUUAUUCCAUUCCAGGGAAUGGACAGCUCUCUCUGUAAAAUUUUAUCAAGCCAUGUUGGGCUUUUGACAUUGUUACUUGGAUUCUUUAUUAUUUACUUGAAUGUGCCUAAUGGAAACGAUUGAUGUGAGAAGUAAGUUAGUUUACAGCAAGUUGCUAAGCUAGCCAUUAAAAGCAAGGAAAAAACAGUUAUUAUUUUUAUACCAAAUACGUAUGGAUUCAAAAGCACUAUUUUGACUUUUAAGAAAACAUUUUAUAAGUUAAGGAUCCAAAUAAGGGUUAGAAAAAAAAUCAGUAUACUGUUUAAUCAGUGUCCUAAAUUCAACAAAUUUUGCCUGUCUACUGAGGCAUGUUCUCAAAAUUAUAUUUUUGGCCUCAAUAAACUUAUUUUUGAAAUCUGUUAAAACUAAUGAAUAAUUAAUUGACUACCUUGAAAGAACAGAACUAUAAUUAAGUUCCAUAUGUAAUUUUAGUUAUUCUAAAACUAAAACCAAACAAAUAUUGGUAAGUCCCAAUUAUAAUAUACUUAAUCCAAUUAACAUAAACUACCAUACGGUGUUUCAAGGAGCUAGUUCCUCACAUUUAAUUUUUAAAAAAACAGCAUUGGAAUGGAUGAUAUAUUAAUUUAUGGCAUCCAGUCUAAUUAGAGCUAUAUCCAGGCAACUCUUGAAAUUAAUGAGAAUUUUAUAGGAGGAUUAUUUGGCAAAUUACUGGCCCUGUACAUAAAAUACAAUCUUAGCAUUUUUCUUCUUGAGGUACUCAAUAGUGCAAUUAUAGAACAUAAAAACAUUUUUGUUCUAUUUUUUUUCCCCCAUUUGGUCUGUCUUACCAAAGCACAGUAAAUUGUUAGGUAAUAUGAUGUUCCUAGUGAAAGAUCUUGAAACAAUCUGGCUUUUUAGUAUAUAAAACAAAUAAUAUUGAGCUAAUACUAUAGUUUACUAGAGGUAAAGUAUGCCCAGAUUGAGUGGUACUUUUCAGAUGCAUGUUUUCAUUCAUUAUUAAUAUUUUACAUUAUGUUACAUAAUUACACCAGACUUUGGUGCAUAUGGCAAAAAUCUCUUCAUAAAAUAACUGGAUUUCUUAAUGCAGCUUUCAUUAGGCUCAUGAAAUGCAGUAAGCCUUGAUUGACUAAACUGUCAUCUCAUAUAUACUUGUUGCUAAAGUAAAUCUGCCUCAAUAUUAUUGAGACAGUGGGGUAACAACUCAUAGGUCAUAUACAGUAAGUAUCCAGAGCAUGAUCCUUCCCUGACUGGACAACAGAGGCUAUGGAGUAUAAGCAUUCAGUGAACGGGUAAUCUGGGCAUGCCUCCCAUACUCCUGUCCAUCAACCAUUCGUCACAUCAGUCUGGAAACACAAGAAGAGCUAAACGUUGACUUACAGAGAUAUUUAAUGAAUUGUGCCAAGUGGGAUAGAGGGUAAACUCUUCUCUGUUACAGUCUGUAGUAAUAAAUCUGUGUUGCAAGUGCUGCACUUGCCGGAGGAAGGAUCAUGUUCGUUUGGUUACUACACAUGUUAAUCAUACUAUUUCAAGCCCAAGGUAAAGAGAUUCAGGAGGCUGUUUUACAUUCACAGAAAUUGCUGAGGAGAUACUGACAGAAUCUAAAAAGGCAGAGUUUAAUCAGGUAACGUUCAGAGGAUUGUUUUCAUCUGGCAUAAUAUAAGUUAGUAGUAGCUAAAUAGUAGCUAAUGAGUUAGAGGGAUCAAACAAUGGCAUGUAAUUAACCAGGGCAUUUUUUAAAGCAUAGGUUCAUUUAAAUAUAUAUAUAUAUAUAUAUGCAGCAGGUAUUUCCCAUUGUAUCCUCAUUCUUAACCUAAUGUUUCAUUAGGGCGCUUGUUAAUAAGGAACCUGAUUUUUGAAAAGUGACUGUGUUUUUUCCCCUUAUUGCCUUAGAAAGGCUAGACAUUUGAAUUCAAGCCAUGGUUCUAGGCAGGACAAUAUAAUCUGUACUUGAAUAACAGUUGUGAUAAUCUCUUUUAUUCCUAAAAUGUCAGUAAUCAACACUAGUACUGUUAAGAACAUAAAGCUUAUUUUUUGAUCUAGAUUGUCUAAAGAGAACAUCUUAAAAUUUCAAAGAUCCGUCUUUUGUAAGCAUUUAGGUGGUAUAACGUAAGAUUUCAUUAAGUGUUUAUAUCUCAGAACUACCAUUGACAUUAGUGGGUGGAGACAACAUAUUUAUGUAGCAGAUAUAAAUAAUAUAAUAUUUUUUUUGUAUUUGAACUAGUCUAGUUGUAUUUUGCUCAACAUCUUAGAUACUCCAGAAAGUAUAUGGAAUAAUUUAAAAUGACAUUUUUUUUCUUUACAACAACAACUAGGGUUGCCCAGUAUCUUUAACCCAGCUGGAGUUAAAGAACAAAAAUCCUUCUUUUCCAACAAUAAAAAAGGUACAGCUUAAUUGUUCAUCUAAAAGCCAGAAAAGUAACAAAAGUGGGAAAAAUAGAGUGUUAAUUUCUGUGUCUCUAUAAAUGAUACUGAAUUAUUGCUGGAUCAUUGUUCCAGCAAUUGGAACAAAUGUAUUAAUUUCUGUGUCUCCAUAAAUGAUACUGAAUUAUUGCUGGAUCAGCAAUAUCUGGACAGUUCAAAUUAUGGAUUGCAUGGUUUUCUUUCAUUUGGCAAACUUCUCAAACUACUCCUGAGUACCACUAAGAUAUCUUGUUUGCUGGUAUAAGAACAUGUGGUACACAAACGUCUCAGGAGCUAGUAGUUUCAGUAUUAAACCAGUUUGUCACCUCAUUUUAAAAUUACUGUCUUCCAUGUUAUUUUACUCACAAUAUGUAACAUGUUAUUUAUAGAACAGUAACCUACUGAAGUUAAAACCUAUUUUUCAAUAUUUAUGGGUAACCUCUGUAUAUAAAUUAUUAUAUGUGUGUGUGUGUGUGUAUAUAUAUAUAUAUAUAUAUAUAUAUUGUAAGUAUAUUGUAUAUAAGGUAAGUUUAGGAUUUUGAUUAUGUAUAUAAGUUUUCGUUAUGUUUAAUAGUUAACACAUUAAAUCCAUAAUUCCUUUAUGUUGUAUAUCCAGGAAAUUGUCACAUGCAAAUUUCUGAAAAACUGGUAUGCCAAUAAUAUAUUUUUUUUGUAUUUGUUAUAUAAGGACAAAUAUUAAAAAAGGAAAAACCUAGGUGUACCCAAAAUGUAUUAGUUCAAUUCUAUAUUUUUCUUUGAACUGUAUAUCCCAUUCCAUACCACAAACUAAUAUGAAAUUCCUUCAGCUUCCAAAAUAAUUUGGGACGUAAGAAAAGUGGAAGCUAUUAUUUGACAGCAAAAAAGCAUUUUUUUUGAUUCGGAGAAUUAGUUCCAUGAUUAUUUGAAACCCGGCCAUUGUUGUAGGCCAUUGUUGUGAAGUGAGAGACCUAAUUUUUCAAUGUACAAUUUGCAUUGAUGUUUUCAGCAACUGUUUUUAAAACCAAUGACUGAAGUUUCAUAUAUAGGUAUGAUUUGUAUAUAUCAUGUAUGUAUAUAGAGAGAUUCAUGUUGUAUUGUUAGAUCAACAAUUUAAAUACAAUUGUUGAAAAGAGUGCUACACUGUUUCAAUGAAACACUGUACAUUUUAGCUAAAUAAAGUUACAAAUUUAA